Dermochelys coriacea (leatherback sea turtle) is the source of this 2114-nucleotide messenger RNA. RefSeq names its product Ras like without CAAX 2 (gene RIT2). The record is from RefSeq and is a predicted model, not a curated record. The transcript is spliced from 5 exons. Gene Ontology annotation, cellular component: plasma membrane. Lineage: Eukaryota; Metazoa; Chordata; Testudines; Dermochelyidae. Gene Ontology annotation, biological process: positive regulation of neuron projection development; Ras protein signal transduction. Gene Ontology annotation, molecular function: GTP binding; GTPase activity; GDP binding. The coding region runs from base 216 to 869 and encodes 217 amino acids.
AGAGAUUUUUAUUGGAAGCUGUUAAAGUGGUUGCUAUGAGACCUUCUCCAGCUACCGCAGGAACAGCCGUGAGCGUGAGGCUGAUAAAUCAUACCUCUUGUAUCAUACCUUUCUUUUUUUUUAUUUAUGCUGCUUUUAUAGUUGUUUAAGAUCAGAGCAAGCACUUGUCAGUUGCUUUUUCUUCCUUCUCACUCUCCUCUGGUCUCUUGUGCAAGAUGGAGCUAGAAAAUGAAAUGAUCAGCUCCUCCAGCAAUUCUUCAGCAGGCUCCCGGGAGUACAAGGUGGUGAUGCUGGGAGCUGGGGGAGUUGGCAAAAGCGCAAUGACAAUGCAGUUCAUAAGCCAUCGGUUCCCUGAUUACCAUGAUCCAACCAUAGAGGAUGCUUAUAAAACUCAAGUACGAAUAGAUGACGAACCGGCUUACUUGGACAUUCUAGACACUGCUGGACAGGCAGAAUUCACAGCCAUGAGGGACCAAUACAUGCGAGGUGGAGAGGGUUUCAUUAUCUGCUAUUCCAUCACAGACCGCCAAUCCUUUCAGGAAGCUGCAGAGUUUAAGGAGCUCAUUUAUCGUGUCCGGCACACUUAUGACAUCCCAUUGGUGCUGGUGGGAAACAAAAUAGAUCUUGAGGAGUUCAGGCAGGUCUCGACUGAAGAAGGUAUGAGCUUGGCAAGAGAGUAUUCUUGCUCCUUCUUUGAGACCUCAGCUGCCCUGCGCGUCUACAUUGAUGACGUCUUUCAUGGACUGGUGCGAGAAAUCCGCAGAAAAGAGUCCUCGCUGCCUCUGACAGAGAAGAAGAUGAAGAGGAAGGACAGUCUGUGGCAGAUGCUGAAAGGAUCUUUGAAGAAGAAAAGGGAAAGCACAACCUGAUGGCACUUUCCAGUGAGCCACCUUUAGGGAGCUGAUCACAGUCAUCUGUAGCAAUUCCUAAGGCAGCAUUUACACAGCAUUGUCAGGGCCCAGUUCUGGAGUCCCUUCUCUGCUUUCAUUCAGUCCUUAUACAGGAAUAACUUACAUGAGGCCCAAUCUAUGGUUGCCCGGUAGCCCCUUUAUGCCAAAAUAGCCAAUGCAAAAGGAGCCACAUAAUAGUCAGUUACCCUCCCCCCUCACUUUUGGCACAGUAGGCCCUUUUGUGUAAGAUACAGAGGCAGCAGAGUGAACAUUGUACCUUUCCCUGCAUCAUCCCCCAGCAAGGGGUGUUCAAGGUCAUCAAGGAUAGGAAAGAGUAUUUUAGGCAUGGAGCAAUUCUCCAAAAAGGGCCAUGUUUGGCAAUUUAAUGUACCCACCAUACAAACAUUCAAGUCAUAUAUCAUUUGAAAGCUUAUUUUAUGUAUGUUUGGAUGAAUUAUGAUGUGGAGCUGUCACAUGGUGUCAUAAGCUGAUAGGUAUGGUGAAAUAAUGGUACCCCAAAUGAAAAAGUGUCAUGUUGUGCAUAGUUUCUGAAACAUUGCAACAUGAUUAUAACUACAUUUUUACUUGUUAUGAUAAUUUCAGCACCUUAAUGUGGGGUUCCUUGCUCAAAGCUACCAAACAAUAAUCUAUUAACAUAUUUUAUUGGUUUUCCAUGGACAAGUAUUUUUUUUAGAACUGAUUAAGCUGUUCAGCAUGUGGCAAAAAUGCCGAAUAUCAACAUUGUGCAAUAAACUAACAUCAAAUGUUUUCACAUCACAGAUUCUUAAUUGUCAAAGUAUCUCAGAAGUGAUUAUAAGAGUUGUCAAUAUUUUCAGUUGAAAUAUGCGAUGUGAUCAAUCUCACACAGAAGGUUUUGCACCAGUAGCAGUAGAUUGCAUGCCCAUAAUUUGUCCUGCCAAGUGGAUAGAUAGAAAUGUAUGUAAAUUCCUAACAUAAUGCUUCUCCAUCUGUAAGCUUUUGUACAUACAAAGUAGCAUCUAGUCUGCCUGGUAGAAGGUUUUAAUUUUAAUUGUCUAUGUGUGCAGUACUAUCCUUUGAAAUAUUCCAGAAACUAGCUUUUUUGUUCAAUGACACUUAAGCACAGGCUAGCAUUAGUGUUACAUUAGUCUGUAAUCAAGCGACCAGAGAGAUUGAAGUGUUCUCUGACUGGUUUUUGAAUGCUAUAAUUCUUGACAUCUGAUUUGUGUCCAUUUAUUCUUUUAC